AUGUAUAAAUCGGUGGUGUACAAGGGGGAUGUGGUGUUGGGUGAGGUUGAUUUAUACCCAGAAGAGAACAACAACAACUACUUGAAGCACAAGAACAUCGAUGUGAGAGAAAUCAGAAUAACUCACUUCUCGCAACCCAGUGAGAGGUGCCCACCACUUGCAGUGCUUCACACCGUCACAUCUUGCGGUGUUUGCUUCAAAAUGGAGUCAAAGAACUUGCAGACACAACAACAGGACGCGCUCUCACACUUGCACUCCUUGUGUAUAAAGGAGAAUAAGACUGCUGUGAUGCCACUAGGGGGAGGAGAAGAAAUACAUUUGGUUGCAAUGUAUUCGCGGCAUAACGACAGGCCAUGUUUUUGGGGAUUCAUUGUUGCCUCUGGACUCUAUGAUUCAUGCCUUGUGAUGUUAAACCUUAGAUGUUUGGGUAUAGUGUUUGAUCUGGAUGAAACACUUAUAGUAGCAAAUACAAUGCGUUCAUUUGAGGAUAGAAUUGAGGCACUCCAAAGGAAAAUAAACUCCGAGGUAGAUCUGCAACGAAUUUCAGGCAUGCAGGCUGAGGUCAAGCGCUACCUAGAUGACAAGAAUAUAUUAAAGCAAUACGUUGAAAAUGAUCAAGUUGUUGAUAAUGGGAAAGUAAUAAAAGUUCAAUCUGAGAUUGUUCCAGCAUUAUCUGACAGUCAUCUACCUAUAGUUCGACCUCUGAUACGGUUACCAGAAAAGAACAUUAUUCUUACACGAAUAAAUCCGCAGAUUCGUGAUACAAGUGUCCUUGUGAGGCUGAGACCUGCGUGGGAAGAUCUUCGUGGUUACCUGACAGCAAGAGGGCGCAAGCGUUUUGAGGUUUAUGUUUGCACAAUGGCUGAAAGGGAUUAUGCUCUAGAAAUGUGGAGACUUCUUGAUCCAGAUCUGAAUCUGAUAAAUUCUAAAGAACUAUUAGAUCGUAUUGUGUGUGUUAAAGCUGGUUUGAAAAAGUCAUUAUUCAACGUCUUCCAAGAUGGUUUUUGCCAUCCGAAGAUGGCAUUGGUCAUUGAUGAUCGCUUGAAAGUUUGGGAUGAGAAAGAUCAACCACGGGUGCAUGUUGUCCCUGCCUUUGCUCCAUACUAUGCCCCUCAAGCUGAAGCAAAUAACGCUGUACCUGUCUUGUGUGUUGCAAGAAAUGUAGCUUGCAAUGUUAGGGGUGGCUUCUUUAAGGACUUUGAUGACGGUCUUUUACAAAAGGUUCCUCAAAUUGCCUACGAAGAUGAUAUAAAAGAUAUACCUUCUGCUCCUGAUGUGAGCAAUUAUCUUGUUGCAGAGGAUGAUGCAUCUGCUCUUAAUGGAAACAGAGAUCCACUUUCAUUUGAUGGGAUGGCAGAUGCUGAGGUAGAAAGAAGAUUAAAGGAUGCAAUAUCUGCUGUGUCAGCCAUUCCGGCAAUAACUGCUAAUCUCGAUCCCAGGCUUACUACUUCUCUUCAGUACACAAUGGCAUCUUCUGGUUCAGGUCCGCUCCCAGCAGCACAAGCAUCUAUGAUGCAAUUUCCCAGUGUACAGUACCCUCAACAAGCAACACUAGUAAAGCCAAUGGUUCAAACUGCCCCUUCAGAACCAAGUUUGCAUGGUUCUCCUGCUAGAGAAGAAGGUGAAGUACCUGAAUCAGAAUUAGACCCAGACACAAGGCGUAGGCUUCUCAUAUUACAACAUGGACAAGAUACAAGGGAACACACACCUAGUGAGCCUUCUUUUCCCGUUAGACAGCCCGUGCAAGUUUCUGCCCCGCCACGUGUGCCACCACGUGGGGGAUGGUUUCCUGUAGAAGAGGAGAUUGGUCCCCAGCAGCUAAACAGGGUAGUACCUAGAGAAUUCCCUGUAGAUACCGAACCCUUGCGUAUUGAGAAGCACCGACCGCCUCAUCCGCCCUUUUUCCCUAAGGUUGAUAAUUCUGUUUCCCCCGAUAGAGUUCUCCAUGAGAGCCACCAAAGAUUGCCAAAGGAGAUGUAUCAUAGAGAUGAUCGCACAAGAUUAAGCCAAGCACCCUCUAGUUAUCAUUCUUUCUCCGGUGAUGAUAACUCCUUGAGUAGGUCAUCUUCCAGCCACAAGGAUCUUGAAUCUGAAAGUCAUUCUCCAUUGUCCGCGGAUACUCCAGUUGGUGUAUUGCAGGAAAUAGCACUGAAGUGUGGAACUAAGGUGGAAUUUAAGUCAUGUUUGGUUGCCAGCACAGAACUGCAGUUCUCCAUUGAGGCAUGGUUUUCUGGAAGAAAAGUUGGUGAAGGAUUUGGAAGAUCUAGAAAGGAAGCCCAGCAUAGAGCUGCUGAGCAUUCUAUUAAACAGUUGGCUGAUAUAUAUUUGUCUCGUGCUAAGGCUGAAACUGGUUCUACAUAUGGAGAUGUGAGUGGGUUUCAAGCAAAUGACAACGGUUAUGUGGGUAAUAUUAAUUCUAUUGGUAAUCAGCCAUUGUCUAAAGAAGAAUCCUUCUCAUUUUCAACUGCAUCAGAUCCAUCAAGGGUUCUAGAUCCAAGGUUGGAAGUUUCUAAGAGGUCAAUGGGUUCUGUCUCUGCCCUCAAAGAAUUGUGCAUGAUGGAGGGUCUUGGUGUCAGUUUUCAAUCUCCGCCUGCUCCAGUUUCAUUGAAUCCAAUUCAGAAAGAUGAAAUACAUGCCCAGGUCGAAAUAGAUGGCCAAGUGUUUGGUGAAGGGAUUGGAUUAACAUGGGAUGAGGCUAAAAUGCAGGCUGCCGAGAAGGCACUUGGAAGUCUAAGAACAAUGCUUGGUCAAAGCAUUCCGAAACGGCAGGGUUCUCCCAGGCCAGUGCAUGGUUUGCCAAAUAAACGUUUGAAGCAUGACUAUCCCCGGACUCUCCAACGAAUUCCUUCUUCUGCGAGAUUUCCCAGGAAUGCUCCUCCAGUUCCUUGAUAAGAGUGACAUGCUUUUCGUCUAACCUGUUGGUGUGGCCGUCGUUGGGGCAUGUAUAUGUUAAUGAUUCGACAUUUCUAUCAGACGGCUGCUGCCUAAGUGGAUGCUCUUGCCCUCGGUCUUUUUUUGUAACCGAGGCCAAAGCCAACAAGUAAAACACCCACUUUUUGUAUCAAUGUAAAGAUUCUCACUGAUCUUGGGUGAGAUGGAAGAUACUCCAAAGAUGUUUGUAAGAUAUGCACACGUCGAUCUACUACCAAGGCAAAACACAUUCAUAUUUGGCUUUUGUGUGUAUCUGGAAAUGCUGGGGCCAGUUCACAAGACCAAGACCAAGAUACAUGAGACAAGCCCCUGUCUUACAUCACAUGCAUUUCUGUGAUUUGUAUACUUGUUGGUGCAGCAUAUCAGAGUUUAGGCUUUAUUGGAAUUGAGAGCAUUGAUUCAGCAUUUAAUGGUACAAGCCAUUCGGUACAGUACAGGUCUCUGAUUAAUGGAGUAGGUUUUCACGAAUCUAACCGGUUAAUAGGUUUUUCAUCCAACUAAUUUUACCAUCAUCCACCUCUCUUGAAGAUACUGACAGAGUUUGAGGUUGGUGAAUUUGGAUUAGGACUUUAAGGGAGUGUUUCUAGUCCGUUUUAUUCUUUUUUCUUUUGUCCCGGGUGGGAGGUGGGGGAAAGAAAUCAAUCAAUCCAAAUAAUGGGAUUGAUUUUGAAUUGACUCGAUUGAUUGCUUUAUAUCUAAAAUUUUUGUAAAAUACAAAUUAAUAACUCGGAAAUUCAUGUACCACAAAAAAUUGCUUUAGAGGUUAUUAAAGUGAACUUAAAUUGUUUUAUGCCAAAAAAAAUGCUAUACAGUAUAAUCAACGUAA
Molecule: messenger RNA, 3757 nt
Organism: Arachis stenosperma
Lineage: Eukaryota; Viridiplantae; Streptophyta; Magnoliopsida; Fabales; Fabaceae
Product: RNA polymerase II C-terminal domain phosphatase-like 1
Exons: 17
Coding region: 1-2889 (962 amino acids)
Molecular function (GO): RNA polymerase II CTD heptapeptide repeat phosphatase activity
Source: RefSeq, a predicted model, not a curated record